AUGACUACCCAGUUCCCAUCCCUCUCUCCGGCGCAGAAGAAGGAGCUCUCCGACAUAGCCCAGAGGAUCGUGGCUCCAGGGAAGGGCAUCCUGGCAGCAGACGAGUCCACAGGUGAGUAGGCCAAACUGGCCAUGGAGGACUGGAUGAGUGGGGUGGAGAGGGUGUUGGCGACAUGGGAAAUGGCUGUUGCAUUUUCUCAGCAAGUAGUGGUGGCCUGUAUGGGUUAGGCAUCUGAAGGAUGAGUUAGAGGUAGCCUUACGUUGAGAAGUUGUAGGAAUCUGUCAUACUUAGAUAUUUUUCUCCCCCCUGAAAUGCCACUAAUGUUCUUUCCUGCCCAUCAUUUCUCCGUCCAGGCACUAUGAGUAACCGCCUGCAGAAGAUCAACGUGGAGAACACAGAGGAGAACCGUCGGACUUUCCGCGACCUCCUGUUCUCUGCAGUUGACCCCAACUGCAUUGGUGGAAUCAUCUUUUUUCACGAGACGCUGUACCAGAAGUCUGACAAGGGCGUCCUCUUCCCCCAGGUCAUCAAGGACAAGGGCAUCGUGGUCGGCAUCAAGGUGAGAGGACCAGCAAUGUCAGAGGUCCCUUUUUGAAUACCAUCCUUCCAUCCUUGAUCAGGGAAGGUUUGAUUGGUGAAAGCAACAGGGGAGGGAGGAAAUAUCUAUUUUCAAAAGUUCCGAAAGGACUUGAGGCCACGUCCCUCAUUCAUGAGAAUUACAAUGUCUCCAAAUACCCAUACUAGUGUACUAAAUAGUAUGCAAAAAAAUUGUCAUUUCAAAAAUAGUACUCAAUGCGUGAUUGCAUUGACUCCUGCCAUUUGUUCAUUUUAUCUGAUUAUCAGCGUUUGUCAAACACGUGUGUCAGAAAAGACGAGUUAAUUGUACUAGAUCAAACGCCGAAAUUAGUAUGCAGUUUAAGUAUGUAGUAGGCUAGUAUGGGUAUUCGGACACGGCCACUCUCUUUCCAAUAGUCUACUGAUAAGAUUGGUUAGGUGAAGGCAAUUAUGACCAUACGUCCACCCAGACAACAACUCAAUACUGGAGUACCUACUGGUUUCACUUAUCAAGAUUGUGUGUGUGAUGUAAUAUAAUGGCACUAUAACAAUCAAACAUUACUGGGAAAGGGUAGGCUUGGGCGCUAUACUGUUUAUACCGGGGUAUUUUGAAAUACCGACGGUAUGAUUUUCAAUACCGUUGGGUUGGGGGCACCCCCGCGAGUGUGCUAUGACACUGCUUAUUACUAAGUUAAGUAUAACUAUAAGAAAUCUAAGAUGUGUCAAAUGAAUUGUAUCCAGCUCAGGGCUCCAGCUAUGCAUUUGUUUGCUAAAUGUUAAGAUCAAGCUUCUUGGUUACAGCAGAGACGUUCAAUCCCCUCCUUGCUCAAGAUUCCCCCCCCCCCCCCCCCCCCCCCAAUAAAAAAAAUAAAAUGGCGCCCCUUGUGAUUCCUUUCAGUAAUACAUACCUCUGUAUGGUACAAAAUCGGUAUGACUAUAAAUCUGGAUACUGCCCAACCCUAGGAAAGUGGUUAGUUUGACAGUUUGUUUUCUAGGUGGACAAAGGCACAGCUGGUCUGAAUGGAACAGAUGGAGAGAUGACCACACAGGGUAAGAAUAACUCUUAAGUUAUUUUGCAACUCUAAGUAACAAAUGUGUUUUAAAGCUAUACGUUUAAAUCAACCAGGUUCUUCAAUCUCCCUAGCCCACAUUUAGUCAGUUUGACAUGAUGACUUGUAAGACGUAUGACAACAGUAAAAUGAGCUGGAUGACUAUGAACAAUGUAAUAUUAAAAACCUCUCAUCAGGUCUUGAUGGACUCUCGGAGCGUUGUGCUCAGUACAAGAAGGACGGUUGUGACUUCGCCAAGUGGAGGUGUGUGCUCAAGAUCUCAGACGCCUGCCCCUCAGCCCUCGCCAUCGCAGAGAAUGCUAACGUCCUCGCCAGAUAUGCCAGUAUCUGCCAACAGGUGUGUGUGUGUGCAUGCCAUGAGAACUUCUCCCUUCUAAAACUAUAGUGCUUAGGGUAGGAUCAAAUGUAAUGUCCCAGAGGAGGAACUUAUCUUAGACACACAGUACUGCUACUGUAUACGCUACUGGACUUUACACACACAACUAACACAUGAUCUGAGAAAUCCCUCAAUGGCAAGGUUUGUCCACAUGCUGUUAAGUGUGUCCAUGUGAUUCCUCUCCUCAGAAUGGCCUGGUACCCAUUGUGGAGCCAGAGAUUCUACCUGACGGAGACCAUGACCUCCUACGCACUCAGUAUGUCACUGAGAAGGUGAGAUCAUAACAUUGUUAUCCUCUCAAAUACUCUGUUGGCCUUCAGUUAAACACUUAUGUGAAUCACAUUUCUCAGUCCUUGUUUUCUGUCUUCCACAAAGCCAGUGCUGGCUGGUUUACCAGCAUGGAAUUACAAACGCAUACCUCAAUCUCCUCUUAGUCACGCUCCAAUUUAAUUUCACAUCAAUGAACUUGAACCAAACGCCUUUUUAAACCCAACUCGCCCUCACCAGGUCCUGGCUGCCACGUACAAGGCCCUGAACGACCACCAUGUCUACCUGGAGGGCACCCUGCUGAAGCCUAACAUGGUCACCGCCGGACACUCCUGCUCCAAGAAGUUCACCCCCCAGGAGGUCGGCAUGGCCACCGUCACCGCCCUGAGGCGCACCGUCCCUGCCGCCGUGCCCGGUGAGACUGGGUUGGGGGUUUGUAGAGGUGGUGAUGGUAAUGUAGAUGGUGGGGAUGUGAUCAACACAAUGAAUGUCUCAGAAAGGUGGGGUUAGGUGUAAAGGUAGACUUGAAGGAGUAAAAACCGUAUAAUUUGGUUGAUCGGUGAUGCCAAAAUGAACCCCAUCACCAAAUUGCUAAAUAUUCUACCCCCCUUAGGCAUCACCUUCCUCUCUGGAGGCCAGAGCGAGGAGGAGGCCACUCAGAACCUGAACGCCAUGAACCAGACGGCCCUGCACCGGCCCUGGAAGCUCUCUUUCUCCUACGGCCGCGCACUCCAGGCCUCUGCCCUCGCCGCCUGGAAAGGCAAGGCUGCCAACAAGAAGGCGGCACAGGAUGCCUUCACCUCCAGAGCCAAGGUAAGAUGGAGGUGCUACACUAUUUUAGGGUAGAGUGGACACCUUGCUUAGAGGUACAUGCUACAUGGAUAUCAUUGGGAAGCUAUUGAAUGGUGGAGUUCUCUUGUAUCCUGAAGUAGUGUCCCAUCUGUGGUCUCCUUUCUCUCUCAAAGCUUCAUUCUGGAACCAAAUACAUUGUUUACUGAAUCACAAAUGUACAUUUCAGAGCAAUGGUCUGGCCUCCAAGGGAGAGUACACAGCGGUCAGCGGCGCUGACCAGGCCUCCAUGCAGUCCCUGCACACAGCUAACUACGUCUACUAA
Molecule: messenger RNA, 3383 nt
Organism: Coregonus sp. 'balchen'
Lineage: Eukaryota; Metazoa; Chordata; Actinopteri; Salmoniformes; Salmonidae
Source: the annotation of a GenBank genome assembly